Molecule: messenger RNA, 2262 nt
Organism: Meleagris gallopavo (turkey)
Lineage: Eukaryota; Metazoa; Chordata; Aves; Galliformes; Phasianidae
Product: natterin-3-like
Source: RefSeq, a predicted model, not a curated record
CCCCCCCCCUCUCCUGGGGCAGUUGAGUGGAACUAAGGCAAUAAAGGCUGCACGCUGGUACCUGCUGCCUCCCCCCGCUGCUUCCUAGGGCCCCCAGUGCAGCCCAGCAAGGGACUGGGAGCACUGGGCGGGGAGGGGGAGUUCUCUGAUGGCUGCUGUGGGGUUGGACACCGGUGGGACAAUAACACCUGGUCUGAAACUACACCACCAGGUGGUCCGUUUUCAUGCUAGAAAGCAGUGAUUUGAGGCCAGAAAAGGAAAGGUGCUGGAUGGGCAUGCUGGCUGCAGCCUCGUUUUGGGGUGAAAACUCCCCAUAUUGGCGCACCCCACGCUGCAAGGACUUCUCUCUGGAGUGGGAAACCCUCUAAAUUCAUCCCGCCCCCAAUUGGAUGGAAAUUUUGGGUGCGAUUCCUGUUUUCCUCUGGAGGACGUACAAACACGGCGAGUAGAGCAGAAAAUGAAGAUUUUGGGUUAAAAAGGAAAAAAAUAGGGAUUUACUCCUUUUUUUUUUUUUUUUUUUCUUUUUUUCCUAGAAAUGCCCACUUUUUGGUGUUUUUUGGGGUGAGGUGAGCUGCUUUGGUGCCCCCAGCACCUCCUGGCAGUGGGAGUUUUGUGUUGGCCUGAAGCUGUUCUUCAGGAUGCCAGCAGUGCAUUUUUCCCACUUUGAGAAGAAAAAUGUGUUGAUUUUGUGCAGAAAACAGAGAAUUUCCCAAUUUCCCAGUAAUCGCCACCCCCUUUAUUUUAUUUAUUUGCACUUCAGACUUUGGCCCUUUUCCUGGGUUGCUGGCUGCGCGCAGCCAACUGUUCCACUUUAGAAGUGACCCAAAAAGGACCUAAAAGACCCCAAAAUAACAGGGCUUACGUUGUGGUGAGGAUUGCAGUCUGUAGUUGGCCGGGCAGGAUGCUCACUAUCAAGCUCUUCCUCACUGCUGCCCUCCUCUUCCUCACCCACAAUGGGGCUGAUGGAGCUCCUGGAUUGCCAGUGGGAAGGAAGCUUCUCCAACACUCUGCCUCCAGCUGGACUGGUUUUCAGAGGGCGGAAGGCAAGGAGUUGCCUUCCUGGCUGUCGUGGGAGCCUUUUGGUGGUGAGUUGCCAGCCGACACCGUGUCCAACUGGAACGCCUACACCAACCUGACAGAGUACGUCUGCUUAUCCAAGUCUUGGCACUGCAGCAUCGGUUCCUACGUUCCCAGCCGGGGUCCGUUUUGCACUUUUGCAUUCGCAGGAUUGGCACACGACUCGGGUGAAUUCAUGGUGUUGGUCAACAAAGGGAAGUUGGAGGCGCUGCGAUGGGUGGAUGACUCGUUUGGUGAUGUACCUGAGAAUGCUGUAGAGGGUUGUGAGUCAUCUGAUAUCUACGUGGGGAGGAACCGGUACGGCCUGGGGAAGGUCUCCAAGGAGCAGAGGGCUUUAUUUGUGUCAGUGGAUGGCAAGGAGGUGUGGUUCAAGUGGUACCAAGUCUUGACGGUGAAGACGGGGCCGGCAGACAUCACCAUCUCAGGUGUCCUCUACAACGUGAGCGCAGCUGCGGAGCGCAGUAAAAACGUCACCGUAACGAAGAUCACGGUGGAAAACGAAGGCUGCCAGGGGACGCGGCGAGAUGUCACCUUGGAAGAAGCCACCGAAGUGGAGCAGGACUGGGAGCUGGACCAGGAGAUCUUCAGCAGCGUCCGCGGGGUGCUGGAAGCUGGCCUCUUGGCCUUCAACGGGAUGAGCUGGGAGGCCACCAACGUCAUGAAUGUCACCUGGCUGGGAAAAGCCAGUGCUGGUGAGUACGCUGAACACACCCACAAGGUUGAGCUGGAGAUGCAGCCCCGCAGCACGUGCACGGUAGCCAUGGUGGGACGUCGGCUGGACGCCCGCAUCCCGUUCACUGCGAAUCUCACCAGGGAUUUUGGUGAUGGCCAACCGCACCAGGUGGAAGUGACAGGGGUGGCUCGCAGCCAGCAGGUGGUGGGUAUCCGGGCUGGCAUUGAGCGGUGCUGGCCCCUUCCUGGUUCAACACGGUGCUGAGCACAGCAGAUGGUGAUGGGGUUCACCACGUGCAGCUGAAUGCCAUGUAAUGCGUUGGGUUUUUUCUCUCCAAUCAGUGUAUUUUUUGCAGACUGCUACGUCUGUUUUAUUUCCCCAGUUACCUACAUCUCUCCCUAAAAAGCCACAGCGACAGAGUGGAGUGCAGAAAAAUGCAUGUUUUCACAGUCUUCGUCUUCCACUUUUUCCCCAUUUACUUCCAUCUCCCUCAGAAUGACACAGCAGCAACC